Messenger RNA from Triticum turgidum subsp. durum (durum wheat), 1524 nucleotides. NCBI's taxonomy places the organism in Eukaryota, Viridiplantae, Streptophyta, Magnoliopsida, Poales, Poaceae. The record is from the annotation of a GenBank genome assembly.
AUGACAACCAGAGACCGUGGUCAGGCUUUGCCGAUGGAGAGGGUUGACGGAGGAGCGGGGUUGGGUGCGCGUGGGUCUGCGGGGGCGAUGCUGGGCAUGGAGAUGCAUCUCGUCCACCAGCCGCAGCCGCAGAUCCACGCGGCCUCCUCGUUCCAGCAGCCGCCGGAGCACCUCCGCCACGCCAACGGCGGCUUCCAGGUCCAGCACCACCAGGCCAUGCCGAUGAGGCAGCAGCACCCGCCACCGUCGUACGCGGCUUACGUGGCGCCGCCAUCGAGGGCGGUCAACGCGCAUGAAGAGGAGGAGAUGGGCAACGGCGUCGGCGCCGUGCAGCAGCCGGGGGCGGGGACGGCGGGGUGCUCGUGGUCCCGGAUGAAGUGGACGGAUGCGAUGGUGCGUCUGCUCAUCGCGGUGGUGUACAACGCCGGGGAAGACGGGGAGGGCGUGUCUGCAGGAGGCAAGGCGGCGGCGGCCCAUUCGCACGGGAAGGCGGUGGCAUCUGCGGCGGCGCAGCAGAGGAAGGGUAAGUGGAGGUCCGUGUCCCGGGCGAUGGUGGAGAGAGGCUUCAAGGUGUCGCCGCAGCAAUGCGAGGACAAGUUCAACGACCUCAACAAGCGCUACAAGCGAGUCGUCGAACUGCUCGGCCGCGGCACGGCGUGCAACGUGGUCGCGAACCCCGCGCUGCUCGACACCAUGGGCGAGCUCACGGCCAAGGCCAAGGAGGAGGCGCGCAAGCUGCUCAGGUCCAAGCGCCUCUUCUUCCGCGAGAUGUGCCACUACCACAACCCCGGCGGCACCGCAACAGCCUCGCACGGCACCGAAGGCGGCGCCGACUGCUUCGACAACCCGCGGCCGGCAACGGCGCCCGCCGGCCGCCAGGUGGUGAAUUCCUCCACGCGCUCGGAGGACGACAGCGAGGACGACGUCCUCAGUAGCAAAGAGGUUGAAGAGGAGGAGGAGGACGACGACGACUACGACCUGGACGACGUGGAGGAGAAGGCGCCGGGCACCAAGCGCCGCGACGACCGCGUCGACGACAGCAAUGGCUUCCACAACUACGGCGGGCACAAGAACAAGCUCCGUCGUGGCGAGAGCAGCGCGGCCGCGGCCGGGGAAGACAAGGAAGAGAACGGGAACAACAAGCCCGCCCGCAGCACAAUGCAGCAGCUGAAGCGCGAGCUGGCCGCGGUGGAGGCCGGCGGCGACCAGCAGCAGCUGCGGCAGUGGGUGCAACGACGCGCGCUGGAGCUGGAGAAGCAGGAGCUGGCGUACGAGGUCCAGGACUUCGCGCUGGGGAAGCGCCGCUACAAGUGGGAGCAGUUCAAGGCCACCAAGGACUGGGACAUGGAGCAUGAGCGGCUGCGGAUCGAGUGCCUGCGCGUCGACGGCCGGCGCAUGCUGCUCAUGCUCAAGCAGAAGGAGCUCGACCUGGACGACCUCCCGGGCGCCCAGACCCCGCCGCCCGGCGCUGCCUUCCAGCAGCAGCCCGGCUCCAGCCCCUCCACCACAGGGCACCCCAACUAG